Messenger RNA from Zingiber officinale, 2071 nucleotides. Its product is annotated as pentatricopeptide repeat-containing protein At3g46790, chloroplastic-like. The transcript has a single exon. Gene Ontology annotation, molecular function: RNA binding; protein binding; zinc ion binding. Bases 41 to 1927 code for a protein of 628 amino acids. Lineage: Eukaryota; Viridiplantae; Streptophyta; Magnoliopsida; Zingiberales; Zingiberaceae. Gene Ontology annotation, biological process: RNA modification. The record is from RefSeq and is a predicted model, not a curated record.
UCCUCGACCCCCCAUCGCUCGGGCGCACCACGCUCUCGUUAUGCGCCGUGCCGCGGCCCGAGCAGCAGCAACGCACUCCUUCACCUCCAAUCAAUUCAGCGCUCCUCUCUCUCAUCCUCCCCUCCCACACUCGGCCAAUGUGAUAUCCCAUCCUCCAGCUCCGCUACCAGCUUCUCCUCCGAACGAUUCUGGCUGCUUCGACGAGUACCUGAUCCUCCUCCGCUCCUUCGUCAGCCGGAGGGAAGUCGAGUCAGGGAAGCAGCUUCACGCUCGUCUCAUCCUCUCCGGCCUCGGUCACCACACUGUCUUGGCUACCAAACUCGUCAACCUCUAUUCCAUUUGCGACCAUUUGCACUAUGCCCACCGGCUGUUCGAUAGAAUUCCUAAGAGCAAUAUCUUCCUCUGGAAUAUCCUCAUUCGAGCUUACGCUUGGAAUGGGCCGCAUGAAGUCGCCCUAUCACUCUACUACCAGAUGCUGGACUUUGGCCUGGCGCCCGACAAUUUCACGUUCCCCUUCGUGCUCAAGGCUUGCUCCGCCCUCUCCAAUCUCGGCGCUGGGCGGGAUAUCCACGACCUCGUCGUUCGCACGCGGUGGGAAUCCGACGUCUUCGUAGCUGCUGCCCUGAUCGACAUGUACGCCAAGUGUAGCUGCGUCGAUGAUGCGCGAGGAGUUUUUGACAGAGUGCUUGACCGGGAUGUAGUGCUUUGGAACUCCAUGAUCGCCGCCUACGCCCAGAACGGCCAUCCGUCUGAAGCGCUUCAGUUGUGCCAUGACAUGGUAGCUCGUGACUUCAAGCCCACUCUCGCGACCGUCGUAACUGUCAUCUCUGCCGCCGCCAAUGCUGCGGCCCUGCCCAGAGGGAGGGAAAUUCACGGGUUCGGCUGGCGGCGGGGGUUUGACGAUGAAGACAAGGUGAAGACGGCUCUUGUGGACAUGUACGCCAAGAGCGGCUGGGUCAAGGUUGCCCGCGUGCUCUUCGAGCAGCUGGCUGAGAAAACGAUAGUCUCCUGGAACUCCAUGAUCUGCGGAUAUGCUAUGCACGGCCACGCCGAUUAUGCCCUUUCCCUAUUCGACAAAAUGUGUAAACAGAAUCAGGUGCCUCCGGACUACAUCACUUUUGUCGGCGCCCUCUCGGCAUGCAACCAUGGCGGCUUGGUGGAUGAAGGUAGAGCCUUAUUCGACUUAAUGGUGAGAGAUUACUGCAUCCCCGCGAAGGUGCAACACUACACUUGCAUGAUUGAUCUCCUUGGCCAUGCCGGCAGAUUACAUGAAGCGCACAACCUUAUUCAACAGAUGGAAACAGAACCAGACUCUGGAGUCUGGGGUGCUCUGCUGAAUGCUUGCAAGAUCCAUAGAAAUGUGAAACUAGGAGAGCUAGCUUUGCAAAAGCUCAUUGAAUUGGAGCCUGAUGAUGCCGGCAAUUAUGUACUUUUAUCGAACAUUUAUGCUCAAUCUGGGAAGUGGCAGGAAGCUGCUGAGAUAAGGACGCAGAUGGCUAAUAGAGGACUAAAGAAAAGCAUUGGAUGUAGCUGGAUUGAAGUGAAGAACCAAGUUCAUGCAUUCCUUGUUGGAGAUGUAUCACACCCUAGCUCAGAGGAGAUAUAUGCUGAGCUCGUAAGGUUGGAAGGGCUCAUGGCACAAGCUGGAUAUGUGCCAGACACAAUGCCGGUCUUCCAUGACGUCUCUGACGAUGAGAAGAGAGACAUAGUUCGCAGCCACAGCGAGAGGCUAGCCAUUGCCUUUGGGCUAAUCAACACACCUGCAAAGACCAGACUCAUGGUGACUAAGAAUCUCAGGGUGUGUGAGGACUGCCACACUGUCAUCAAAUUCAUCUCAAAGAUUGCUGAUAGAGAAAUAGUUAUCAGAGAUGUCAACCGAUACCAUCAUUUCAAGGAUGGUGAGUGUUCUUGCCGAGAUUAUUGGUAACCAAAACUAUACACAAUAAAAGUUUCUGGUGAUUGGAGACUACUGCAACAUUGCUUGUUAGACAUGCCCUGUUUUUGCACCAGUAAGCUUAUCGUGAUCAAACAUGAGAUAGAUGUUCACUAAACUGGAUCAAAUUCAAACAAA